This is a messenger RNA of Plasmodium vivax (malaria parasite P. vivax), 2216 nucleotides long. Its product is annotated as tubulin alpha chain, putative. NCBI's taxonomy places the organism in Eukaryota, Apicomplexa, Aconoidasida, Haemosporida, Plasmodiidae. The record is from RefSeq and is a predicted model, not a curated record. The transcript has 3 exons. Bases 223 to 1584 code for a protein of 453 amino acids. Gene Ontology annotation, cellular component: cytoplasm; microtubule. Gene Ontology annotation, molecular function: structural constituent of cytoskeleton; GTP binding. Gene Ontology annotation, biological process: microtubule cytoskeleton organization; mitotic cell cycle.
ACAAGAAUUAAAAAAAAAUUACGAAGCACAAAAAUUAAAGCAUAUGUAAAAUAAGCAUUUACGUACGUACACAAUAAUUAACCACGCAACCCCCUUGUACUUUUGUUUUAUGUACUCAUUUUACCUCACAUUCACUUUUCCAUUUUGAUAUUUAGUAUUUAUUACGUUUUAAAAACGAUUUAUUUUUUUUUUUUUGUUUUAUAACCAUUCAUUCAUAUAAAAAUGAGAGAAGUAAUAAGUAUUCAUGUAGGACAAGCUGGUAUUCAAGUUGGAAAUGCUUGCUGGGAACUGUUUUGCCUAGAACAUGGAAUACAACCGGAUGGUCAAAUGCCCUCGGACAAAGCUGCCAGAGCAAACGAUGAUGCUUUUAAUACCUUUUUUUCAGAAACGGGUGCAGGAAAACACGUCCCACGUUGCGUCUUCGUCGACCUAGAGCCUACCGUUGUAGAUGAAGUGAGAACAGGAACAUAUCGUCAGCUGUUUCACCCUGAACAAUUAAUAUCAGGAAAGGAAGAUGCAGCAAACAAUUUCGCAAGGGGUCACUACACCAUAGGAAAGGAAGUCAUAGAUGUGUGCCUAGACAGAAUUAGAAAGCUAGCCGAUAACUGUACAGGUCUACAAGGCUUCCUAAUGUUUAGUGCUGUUGGUGGUGGUACCGGAAGUGGUUUUGGCUGUUUAAUGUUAGAAAGAUUAUCAGUUGAUUAUGGAAAGAAAUCGAAGCUGAACUUUUGCUGCUGGCCAUCACCUCAAGUAUCAACAGCUGUGGUGGAACCAUACAACUCGGUUUUGUCCACCCACUCUCUUCUAGAACACACAGACGUAGCGAUUAUGUUAGACAAUGAAGCUAUCUACGACAUAUGUAAAAAAAAUUUGGACAUCGAAAGGCCCACUUACACAAACUUAAACAGACUAAUAGCGCAGGUCAUUUCUUCGUUGACGGCUUCUCUCCGAUUUGAUGGUGCCUUAAAUGUGGACGUUACUGAGUUUCAAACGAACUUAGUGCCUUACCCACGUAUCCAUUUCAUGUUGUCCUCAUACGCUCCAGUCGUCAGUGCUGAAAAGGCCUACCACGAACAAUUAUCAGUUUCAGAAAUUACCAAUUCGGCGUUUGAACCAGCAAAUAUGAUGGCCAAAUGUGAUCCUCGUCAUGGUAAGUACAUGGCUUGUUGUUUAAUGUACAGAGGAGACGUUGUCCCAAAGGAUGUCAACGCAGCUGUUGCUACGAUUAAGACGAAAAGAACAAUUCAGUUUGUUGACUGGUGCCCAACUGGAUUCAAAUGUGGUAUUAAUUACCAACCACCCACUGUUGUCCCUGGGGGAGAUUUGGCCAAAGUGAUGAGAGCCGUCUGCAUGAUAAGCAACUCCACCGCAAUUGCUGAAGUGUUUUCUAGAAUGGACCAGAAAUUUGACCUCAUGUAUGCUAAGAGGGCGUUUGUCCACUGGUACGUUGGAGAAGGCAUGGAAGAGGGGGAGUUCAGUGAGGCCAGGGAGGAUUUGGCCGCUUUGGAAAAGGACUACGAAGAGGUCGGCAUCGAGACCAACGAGGGUGAAGGGGAAGACGAAGGAUACGAAGCGGAUUAUUAGGGAGCGUGGCGUGAGCGGGGGCCACAAACGAGUUAGUUGAGCCCAGCACGCGCAAUGAGCAUAUGUAUAUAUAUGUAUGUACAUAUGUACAUAUAAUGUAUGUACGCACGUUGUGCUGCCCACUUGAGGGUGUAAAAGUGUAAGCAAAAAACAAAAGAGGCAGUUACCACCCACCCACCCCAUCUACCAUGUGAAGCCAGUGCAAACAACAAUAUGUAUCAUAAUUAUUUCAUUUUUAUAUGUUUCCUUUUUUUUUUUUUUUUUUUUUUGUAAUAAAAAAAAAUUUUCAAUUAAAAAAAAAAUUAGAUGUAAGCGCGAAAAAAUUUUUAAUACAUAAAAAUGUAUGCACACAUAUUUACGACGUUUUUACAUAUGGAAGAACUAAUUCAUACGUACAUUCUCACGUACGCAUACAUGUGUAUGUGCCCACUUCAUUUCCACUUCGUGAACGUGCAUGUGCACGUGCAUACUUCCAUGUAUAAGCAAACGCAUGCUCAUACAUAGUACGUAUGCGUACGUAUGUGUAAAUAUAUGGAUAUAUAUAUGUACACAUGCCCACCUGCCAAUCUACCCAUCUGCCCACUAACUCUUUAGCACUUGUUGUAAAAAGCGUGCCUUUUGAGCCAAUACAC